GCGCGCAGUUGCUGACGCUGACAAUAUGGCUGCCGUUGAGUUGGCAGAACCGGGAUUGGGAUAGUAAGUGAGGGACGGCGGAAGAGUAACAACAACAAGUAGUAGCGCCGCCGACGACGACAAGAGUCGGCCGAGUAUUUGGUUGUCUCCGCUGUGUUUCGACCUCCUUCCUUCCUCAUUGGGUUACUGACACCUGUCCGAGAGGCUCGGGGCCUACGGCCCGGUGAGGGGGUAGGAAGCCAGGGACUCGGGUAACCCGCUGGCCGUCUGCUCACACCCGCCGCUGUUUAGCCAUUUCUCCAUUCCUCUUCGUCACCCCCAACUCCCCGCCGGCACCAUGUCCUCCUGGUUUGGUGGGAUCGGCUCGGGCCUGGGGCAAUCUCUGGGUCAGGUCGGGGGCAGUCUGACUUCCCUGACUGGCCAGCUCUCUAGCUUCACCAAAGACAUGUUGGCAGAAGGCGCCGAGGAGGUGCAAGAUGCUACCAGUGAAUUGCAUGUAUCCAAUUCCAGAUUGAAGGAUGUUGAAACAGCUUACUCAGCACAAAAGUCAGAGUAUGAACGGUUGAAGAAACUUUAUUCUGAUCUAGAAGAGAAAGAGGCAGCCGCAGAACUCCAGAUAAAGCAGCUAUCUUCGGAAUACAGAAACCAGCUACAGCAGAAAGAAGUUACAAUAAGCCAUUUGAAAGCCAGACAGAAUUCCUUACAGGAUCAAGUACAGAAGCUCCAAUCUGCUGCUCAGUCAUCGCAAGUUGCUGUUACCUCAAGUACAACCUCCACUGCCUUUCUGCCAGUAGAUAUGCCUCACACAUCCACGUUCCAUGGGGAUACCAUGGAUUUUGGAGAUGUAAUCUGGUCCCAGCAUGAAAUUAACAGGCUUUCCAAAGAGGUCUCCAGGUUGGAAUCUGAUGUUGCCCAUUGGAAAGUGCUAGCCCAGGCACCCAAGGGUCAAGGUUCAGACAGUUCUAGUCAGGAUGAUAAAUACAAAUUGCAAAAGACAAUCGAGGAGAUGAAGAAGCAGCUUAGUCAGGAGAUUGAUGACCAUCAGCAUGAGCUGUCAGCUCUGCAGGAUGCACAUCGGCAGAAACUAACCAACCUCACGCUCCGGCAUAGGGAUGAACUUGCAGAAUAUGAAGAACGGAUUGAGGAGUUGGAGCAGCAGUUACAAGAAGCAGGUGCAGACCAUUCAGUACUCCCUGAGGAGAGAAGGGCUCAGUCAGUAGCCAGUAAACAGUCUGGAGAUAAGCUGGAAAGUCAAGUUAAGACCAGGAAUGAGGAACUGGCUGAUGGCUUCCUCCAAGAGAACGUGAAUUCUUCAACAGAAAUAAGGCAACUGAAGGAAGAAUGCAAGAGACUACAGGAAGAAUAUAAAAAGUCACAGGAUUGUAUUGUGGACCUGCAGGGCAUUAUAGAGAAACAGGAAAAACAACUAUCAGGGAAAGUGGCACUGGAGGAAGAAGUGUUCCAACUAAGGCAAGCUGUUGCAGAUGCAGACAAUAAACUGAAGAGAUUAAAUAACACUAAUGAAGCUACAUAUAAUGGGAAGGAAGAUAUUCAAGAGCUGAAAGUAAGUCUGCAGUUGUCAAUCCACGAAAAGGAGAAAUUGCAAAAAGAAAGGGAUGCUAUCCAAGAGGAACUUUCAAAUAUGCAGGGGAAUGGAAAUUCUCUUUUGGAUCUGAACAAUCUGACCAAGGAAGUGAGUGAGCUAAGGCACAAUUUGUCAACAAAAGAGAGUGACCUGCUGGAGAUCUCCAUGCAGAAAGACACAUUAAUGUUUGAACUUGAAGAAUUGGAUAAGCAGAAUCAAGAAGCCACCGAGCAUGUGAUCACACUGAAAGAUCUACUGGCACAGCAGCGGAAAGAUUCUGAAAACCAGAUCAAAGAAUUGCAAUCAGAACUGGAGAUUGUUGCAGCAGAUAAGGCAUUCAUGGCAAAAGAGCUAGAGUCUCAGAGAGACAAGCUGAGUCAGAGUGCUUUUGCACUUAAUGAGCUGCAUAUGAGUAAGCAGCAGCUGGAGAUGAAGGUCAAAGACCUAAUGGAGAAGCUAAACAAAUCAAACACGCAUAGCUCUGACUUAAAGGCUGAAAAUUUAAAUCUUUUGAAGAAGCUGCAGAGUACUGAAUCACAGCUAUCAAUAGUCAAAAUGGAAUUAACGCAAGCUGUUGAGCAAGCUCCAAGCAACCAAGGUCAAGAAGAAUUGCUCCAAGAUAAAGAGAGAGAAAUUUCAGAGCUAAAGAAGCAGGUCUCAGAAAUGAAAUGUAUAAGUGAUGAGAUACAAACUGAACUGUAUGAUCUCAAAAUUCAGAAUGGAAAAUUGGCUGCAGAAAAGAAGGAAGCCACUGUAACUAUAAAUGAUGUGAAAGAGCAGCUUGAGGCAGCUACAGCCAGUAGAAGUGAGAUUUCCAAGGAGGGAGUCACUUUACUUGAGGCAUUGCGAACGGAGAAGGCCCAGCUGGAGUUUGAAUUGAACCAGGCUGAGAAACGAGUAACUGAAGAGGCGGCAAAAUAUGAGCACACUAUCGAGGAGAUAACAAAGGCUCGAAAUUUAGAUGCAACAGCUUUGCAGAAAGAGCAUGACCAUCUCAUUAAGGCUAACCAGGAGAAGGAUUUUAAGAUUGAAGAACUCAAACGCACUGUACAACAAUUGGAAAUCGACCAUGAAGAGACUAGGGAAAUGCUGAAAUCCACUUUGGAUGGACAGCAGCAAUUGACUGAUCUUUUGAAUGAAAAGGAAGUAUUUGUCAAAACACUCGAGAGAAGAAGUUCAGAGUUACAGCAACAAAUUGAAAAGAAUGCAAACAUUUCCAGAGAUUGCGAAUCCUUGAAGCAAUGUCUUGAAGAGAAAGACCGACAAUUAAGUGCAAUGAAAGAAGAAAACAACCAUCUCAAGGAAGAAAUGGAUCGCUUCCGGGACCAACAAAGCAGGCCUCAGCCUCCUGCUGAGCCCAAGACCCUUGAUAUAAUAAUCGAGCUUGAGACAGAGAUAACUGAGCUGAACAAUAAAAAGAAUAGUCUUGAAGAGGAAAUAAGGCUGCACAAAAAGACAGUUGAGCAGCAAAAGCAAAAUGUUUUGGAGCUUCAACGUUCUAUACAAGCACAAGAGAAAGAAGGGGAUGAAGCAAAAACACAGUGUCAAGAGAUUACUUCAAUGUAUGAAAAAAUAAUUUCAGAGAAAGAUGAAGAAAUCCACAACCUUCAGGAGUCUAUAAAUCAAAUGAGAACUCAGUUUCAGAGGGAGGUCCUAGUCUCUCCUGCAGAUGCUCCGGUCAUUCUCCAAGAAACUAAAGUACUAACAGUCAAUGGAGAGAAUGGAAAUGAAAAGCAUGAUUUGUCCAAAGCAGAGAUUGACAGGCUGGUUAAUGGACUGAAAGAAAAAGAAAUGGAGAUAAAAGUAUUAAAUGAAAAGUAUUUGUCUCUGAAUAAGCAGUUGGAUCAAUUACCCAUUUUUAAAGAUGAAGUGGGUAGACUAACUCAAAUCAUUCAACAGAAAAACUUGGAGAUCCAAAAGCUUCAUGCGCGGGUGACACCUGGCUCAUACAUGCAAGUUGGUGCAGAUGUGGCCUACUUGCAACAGCAACUGCAGGCUUAUGCAAUGGAGAGAGAGCAAAUGUUAGCAGUAUUAAAUGAAAAGACAAGAGAGAACAGCCAACUGAAGACUGAAUACCAUAGAAUGAUGGACAUUGUAGCUGCAAAAGAAGCUGCUCUGUUGAAACUCCAAGAGGAAAAUCUGAAAAUGGUCAAUAAGUAUGAGAAUGAAAGUCAAGACAUGGUACGGGAAACAAUCCAGAAUUUGUCUCGGAUUAUCCGUGAGAAGGACAUGGAAAUAGAUGCCCUUACCCAGAAGUGCCAAACUUUAGUAACUGUCCUGCAGACAUCCGGAAUGGGAUCUGGAGGCGAAUCAGGCUUGGUAAGCAGUAAUCAGUUUGAAGAACUUUUGCAAGAGCGUGACAAAUUAAAACAGCAAGUAAAGAAAAUGGAGGAGUGGAAGCAGCAGGUGAUCACCACUGUUCAGAACAUGCAGCAUGAAUCUGCACAGCUUCAGGAUGAGCUCCUUAAACUUCAAGGCCGAUUGUCGACUGAUGGUGACUGUAACUCUCGGCUUCAAAUAGACUACAACCGAUUAAUUCAUAGUUACGAGCAAAAAGAGAAGAGAUUGCAAACCUUAAGUCAAGAACUAGCAGAGGUCCAGCAAAGCAUUGGGCAGCUCAGCAGUACCAAGAACCUUAUACUUGGCAAGUUGGAUGGGGUACCCGCAGCUGGAGUAUUGCAAACACCGCUUUCUUGCAGUGGAUUCUUGUCCGAAGAGCAAUUUGACCAAAUUAAAAAACUCCAACAAGAGGUACAAUGUUUGAGCAAAAUAUUGGAGGAAAAGGAGGCCACAAUAGUUGAACUUCAAAAUAACAUAAAAUCCUUGAGCUCUCAGGCAGCAGACGCUGAAAUGGACAAAAAGGAACAAGAUGCUGCUGCCCUGGAGAUGAAACAUGUAAGGGAGAGAAAUGAAGAGCUACAAAGGUCAUUCAGGGAAAAAGAUCUGCUUAUUAAAUCAAAAAGUGAUCAGUUGUCAUCAGUGACAGAGAGCUUAAGGAACAGGGAAGCUGAAAAUGAAGUUUUGAAACAAGCUGUCACUAAUCUGAAAGAGAGAAUUUUGUUUUUGGAGAUGGAUGUCCAUAAAGUCCAAGAAGAGAAUGACCAAAUUGUAGCUAAAUCAAAAGAAAAAGAAACUGAAUUUCGAGCUCUGCAGGAGACUAAUAUGCAGUUCUCUAUGAUGUUGAGAGAAAGGGAGUUUGAGAAAAAUUCCAUGAAAGAAAAGGCUUCUGCAUUAGAAAAACUGCUAAAGGAGAAAGAAGAGGGAAAGACUGGUGAGUUAAAUCAACUGCUGAAUGAAGUGAAAUCAAUGCAAGAGCAAGCUGGGAUGUUUCAGCAUGAGAGAGACCAAGUAAUGCUGGCCCUCAAACAGAAACAGAUGGAAAACUCUGCGUUAGUGAAUGAGUUGCAGCACACACGUGAUAAGGAGCAGCGUUUGAACCAGGAUUUGCAGCGAUUACGACAACACUUAAUUGAGAUGGAAGAGUCAUACACCAAAGAGGCGUUGGCAGCUGAAGACCGAGAGGCUGAGCUAAGGAAGAGGGCUACUUUUCUGGGGGAGAAGUUAGCAUCCUCAUCUUCUGCUGUGGAAGAUGCCAGUAUAGGAGAUCACAGUUAUGGCCUGAGAGGUAGCUCAUUGGUCAUGCUGGCUCCUCUAAGCCCCACAUUUAAGCAACAUUUAAAAGAAGCCAAUGAUGCUCUAGAUUCUGCAUCAAGACUAGCUGAGCAGUUGGACCUUAAAGAGGAGCAACUGGAAGAUCUUAAAAAACAAGUUGUGACUCAACAGGACAUGUUGGAAGAUGCGCAGAGAAAACUGCUGAACCUAGUCAACAACAGUGAAGGUAGAAUUGACAAGGUCUUGAUGAGAAGUUUGUUUGUGAGUUAUUUCCAUACUCCAAAGAACAAGCGUGAUGAAGCAGUAAGGCUAUUGGGAAAUGUUUUGGGGUUAAAGAAAGAAGAGAUUAAAGAGCUGUUGGAUAGUGAGCAUCGUAGUGUUACUGGAUGGGUCACUAGUUGGCUUGGUGGUAACCGAGGUAGUGGAACACAAAGUUUCCCAAGUACGCCACAGAGACCAAACCAGCACUCGGGUUUCAACAGUUCUUUCUCGGAAAUGUUUGUUAAAUUCCUGGAGGUAGAAUCUCGACCUUCCCUUCCACCUCCAAAACUGCCAGUUUACGACAUGCACCCAGUUGGAGCCACAUCUGGAAGCAGCCAGCCAUCCAGCAGUUAUUCCAGCCGUACUGCAGGUACGUCGGGAGACGGUCCAGCGAAAAAAUCUGACUCUAAUCCUUUCUUGGCUCCACGAUCUGCUGCUAUCCCCCUCAUCACAUCAACAGCCUCCAGUGGUGUUGCGGCACCUCAUCUCCUCAUGAAACCAAUCUCCAAUGCUCUUCCUACCUUUACACCUUUACCAGUGUCUCCAGAUUCUAGUGCCGGGGCUGUACUUAAAGAUCUCCUCAAACAGUGAAAGAACUGGAGCAAACUACUACAGCACUUUAAAGUGAACUGACACUGUAGACUAUUGUUGCACAGAGAGGCUUUCUUCAGAGUGCACAAAGUCUCCCAAGUGUUAUUUACAUCUUUCAAAUGCUCUUCUUUAGUUAGAAAAGCUAAGUCUACUAAGAUUGCAAGGAUGCCAGCCCACAAUCCAACUGGAGAAGGUUCGGCCAAGAUGUAGAACACUUUCUGCCUCUCUAAAAGCCUAGCUAUGAAUACUUGUACUAAGCACACGAGGUGAGCAUUAUUACUGACUGCAAAUACUGAAUAUCUGGCACUUAACCAAGAUCUGUGGUGUUGGGUAAUUACAAUUCAAAAGAACUUUACAGAUGCUGCUGAGAUUCAGUAUCCUUCCAAAAUCCUAAUGGGAUUUAUCUGGUUGCAAUCUGUAUGCGGUAAUGGAUUUCCGUUUCCAUCCUCUCUUGAGAAAAAAAUAAAACCUCUUCAGUAGAGUCCCAAAGAAGUACAAAUGCAGUGUUGCAUACUUGAAGCCUACUAUAACUGGACUGCCUCUUGUAACUUAUUGUACUGUUGUAUGUGUUACCUGCCAUGGUAGUAAAUGGUUUUUUUCCUCGAUGUUGCUGCAUUUAACGAAGGUGGUACCGGCGGUGGACAAGCUUUGCUUUGGUUCGUUUUUCAUUUCUUUUUAGGAAAAGAAUGAAAUGGUAACCUCCACUUCCCCAUCCCCUCAUAUCCAGGAGGUUCAAGAGAUUGGUGGUGAAGGCUCUUAAUUUAAAAGAAAAUUGUCUACCAGUCUGCUCAGCAAUUGUGAAUCUUAAAUAUAAAUUAAAGCAUUGGUUUAAUAGAGGAUGUUUUGCUCUUCCUAUUGUGAAUGGAUAAUUCCAUAGAAAAUCUUUAGAAAUUUCCAGUUCUGAAGACAGAAGCCUUGUAAGUCUUUAGAAUUUUUUGUUUUAAUUUAAACUGUCAGCAAUCUGGCUGCAGGAAACUUGAAAUGUAUCUGCUCACUUUUCCAAUGGAGCCGUCUCAGCCCAGCAUGUGCUCCUGAUAGUUUUUUUUUUGGUUUGCUGGAUGGGUUUGUUUUGAGUAUUUCAAAGAGGCCUGAUGUUCAUAAGCACAACAGACUUUCAGUUGGAUCCCAGAUGUACUAAGGAUUUCUUUGAGCACCAAAAUUGGAAAAAAUAACUUCGGUACUUACUUCAACUGUACGGUAAAGGGUAGAAAUCCUUUUCAAUCGUGCCUAUAGAAAAUAAUCUAGAUGCGUUCGAUGCUGGUUAGUGCAAAGAGAUCUGUAAUUUUGUGCAGAUGUUGGUCUGGUGAUCUGUUACACCUUGUGUUAUGAUUCUGUUGGAAUAAUUUGUAUGAUUCUGGACCUGCGACUGUGGAGUCACGUCAGGCCUUUCUGUUGUACAUUAUUCUAGUUGCACUUCACUGUAUCAGUGAGAGUGACAGCAAUCACCAGCUUACAACAGAAUUCUUGGUAUAAAUUGUUUGCUGUUUCCACAGCUUGUGUUCCAUCUUAUAUAGUCUACAAAUUUAUAAUAACCAUUUGAGCUCUAAAUUAUCCAGAAUUGAUUUAACGUAUUACUAUUUGGUGUGUAAUAUUGUAGUUAACCUGAAGAGUGACAUCUCUUGGAUAUAUUAUAGUAAACUCUAAUUUUGUCAAAAAUAUUCAGGUUCAUUAUUAAAAUGAUUUAGGAAUUACUGUGUAUGUGUUAAAAUCGAAAAUAUUAUCAUAACCUAAGAAAUUAAUCCUCAGGAUUGGGAUUGGGUAUUUUUUGUGUUUUGUAGUUGAGUUAUUUAGCUUUAAAAGAGACUCCAAUUUGAGACUGGACAUGAAGUCUCCGUUUUAGUCUAUGAUGUAGUCCAGUUCGCCAAACACCUCGGGCUUUGUUCAAGACUGAAAAUCAAUGUAUUUAUAGUUGAAGUAGUCAUUUACAAACUCUUUCUCCAAAACUCAUUUUUAACUCGAAUAAUGCAAAUUAAUUGUAUUUUUCUUCUUGAGAUUUUAAAUUUAUCUUCCUUCAUUUUUCCUGAAAGUGUGGACUUAUUUUCUGGAUAUCAUUCCAUUGCUGUGGAAGGUUUUCUGUUAUUCUGAUAUUUUCUUAUUCAUUCAAGGGAUGUGCAUGUUGCAGCUUUUUUAAAACUGCAGCAGUUCAUGGUGGUUAGGUACAUACUGUAAGGAAGUGAAUCCUGAACAUCGACCCAGUGGUAAUGAAAGAACAGUGAUUUAUUUCGAAGUCAGCAUGGUGUGUGUCUUGGAGGGAAACUUGCAGGUUCUGCAGCCUUUGCGCUAAGCGGUAAAGGUCAUAGAUUUGGUUAUUGUUUAUUAUAUGUGAAUAUGGUGACUGUUGCAGUUUGGUUACAGGCCAUCUGCACUUCAGCGCUCUCAGUACUGCUCACAGAUUUCACCGAGGGUUGGAAUCUAUUUGGAUUUGCAAUAUGGAAUUUUAAUCAAAUCUGUCCCAGGAACUAGCGUCACAGUCCCAUUGAAUUUACACUUUCUUUGUUAUAUUAUUAGAUCUCAAAAUAUAAGAAAACAAAGUCAAUGAUAAACUAUUGUUAGGGCUCUUGUGCUGCAUUGGUAUUGUCCUUCCUUCUGGACAAGGAGGCCCAGAUUCAAAUCCCACCUGCUCCAGAGGUAUGUAAUAAAAUGUAUGAACAUGUUGAUUAAAAUUAUCUAAGGCUGUUGUUUCAGAAACGUAAUGCAAUAGUCCGGCUGAGCUACCCAGAAGAGUAGUGUGAGGCUAAUCUUUAUGUAGUAUUUGUUUCUUAAUGCAUCAUCAGCUUUGGAUUACAUCUUGAGCCAGAAGAAUAAUGUUUUUGGAUGUGCGCAUACGGUGCGUAAUAACUUCGGAAGCUCCAUCGCAUGUUGCAGUCAGUGAAGUAUUUUUGAACUGCAGAAUUGUUGAAUUGCAAAAAACACAAUGGUUUGGGCACAGUAAGUUUCCACAAAAAGACGUGAUAAAGGCAAGAUAAACUGUUCUGUGUGGUAGUGAUUGAAAGAUAUGUCAGGAUAGAGAGGUACCUUCCUUUUGUUUGAAAUAAUGCCAUGGGAUCUUUUAUCUUUAAACAGACUGAUAUUUCAGGUUUGAUAUUUCACUUGGAAGAAGACACUUCUGACAGUGCAGUACUCCUCAUUAUUGCAGUGGAAUGUCUGCCCAGUAUCUAGAACAAGAUUUAUAACUCAGAUGGAAGCAACUGACCCUUGGUUAACAGUUUUAAGGUUUAAACUACUCCACUUCAAGAGCACAUAUUCUAGAAAACAUCUAUUCAUUGUAUUCCUGAAGGAAUGCAGUACUGUUGGCGAUGUAAUCUUUCAGGUGAGGUGUUAAGUUUGUUCUCUCAGUAGGCAUAACAGAUCUCACAAGUUUGUUCUGGCCAGUGUUUAUCACCUGUUCAAUGUAAUUUAACACGACUGUUCACCAAAUCCUUUAUCUUGUUACUGUUUUUGGUACCCUGCUGUGCACAAUUUGCGACUGAAUUUUCUACAACAGUAAGUACAAUUCAAAAAGAGCAUCUCAUGUGCUUUAAAGCAUAUGGGAUAUCUGAAAAUCAUGAAAGGUGCUGCAUCAUUUCAGUAAUGAGAACAUUGGAUGUACUAUACCCAUUGUUUCACCUUUAGGUUACAGAAUGCAGGUAAAUGGCCUAAGCACUAAGUUAGUUGACCCAUCCAGGAACCCCAAAUGUUAUGGAGAAGUUGUGUUGUGCUCUUGUUAAAGGUACAGUGAUAGUCAUGCAGGGUAUUAAAACAUUGUUCUCUGUUUUCAAUUGUAGAAAAUUCAGAAUAAAGCUGUGUCAAAAGUGAAACUUAAUUUUAAUUUCAGAAGACUCAGACACCACUUAUGUUUUUUUUUCCCUCCAUCAACCAUUCUUUUAGCUUCUCUUUGAGACUGCCGUUGAGACACCAGUGUUUUCACUGCACUUUGCCCAUUGGAAAACAUUGGAUUUCAUUUUGAUGGCUGACAUUUAAAUCUGUAGAUAGGUGGAGGGUGUAUUAAUGUUGACCUGGGAGGCUGGCUUGUCCAGAAUAAGUGUGACACAAAGAUUAUUGUUCUUUCACAAUUGGACUUACAUUUGAAAUCUGUGCUAACUCAUGAAGUUGAAGUGACCUCUCCUAUUGACUGAGUAAGUUCAAUAUCAUAUGCAUGCUCUCCUACUUAAACAUAGCUAUAAUUUAAUAGCAAUCACUUAGUACUAACUUCAUUCUUGAAGACCAACAAGGAUAGCUCGGAGGUUGAGAGAGAUAGAAGAAUUUGCUAUAGUGAGGUGCUGGAUGCUGUGCUGAAGUCAGGAUUAAAGAAUAUUAUUUAGGCUAAAUUAAAACAACUUUAGUGCUAAUGAAGUUAGUGUAGCUGGACCAAUAUUCAAAUAACAUUGAAUACUUUGCUUAAAUUGAGUAUUGAUACACUUUUGAAUCCUAUGCUGUUGUCCAGGCUUUCAAGUAACUCUUUGUAAUAGAAAUAAGGUUAUUUUAGUCAUUUUAACCAUGCAUUUCAUGAAAUUGUAAAAGUUCUUACUCCCUUACUAAUGAUGAGGAAUCUUGGCUGGUUUGUCUGAUGCAGUUCUAGACCUAAGUUUAUAAAAUGCAGAUGAAUUCAGCUUUCCUGCAAAAAUGCGCAUAUGGAGCUUUUGUAAUGGAUCAGUGGAUAGCUGUAUUAAAUAAUGUGGUGCUGAACUGUGCUGACCCAAUUUGGCAUUAGGUAGCUCCAACUGCCCUCAGCGUCUGUCUCAGUGAAAGCGUGUACGUGCAGAUAGUGGGGGGGUCAUGAUUGAGUUUGGCUUGAAAUCCUUUUCCAUCCCCGCAUGAUCCAUCCAUUUACUGACAUUGCUACAGCAGUUCUGGCAUAGGAUGACUGCCCUUUUAGAUGAGACAUUGGAAAGGCGCAAACUUUGCUUAAGGGUGAUAUGCUGCCUUCAAGAUGAGAGAAGGAAGAGUGGAAAUUUUGAUGUGCUUUUUCUUUCGAUUAAUUUUGCAGGAACGUGAAUGUGCCACAAAACUUCAUUUCUCCUUUACGCCUUUACCUGCAUUUUUAUUCUAUCGAACUUGGUUUCCCUGUAAAAAUAGUUUUCACUUUUGAAUUUUUUCAGUUUCUAUGUGAGUAUGUUUAUAGUACACAGGCAUAGGAGUAAGCUGGUUUCCUUUACUCUGACAAUUGUACGUUACAGCUGAAUUAGAAAAGUUCAUUGUUUUGUUUUGUGUAUAACAAAGAAUUUAUGGGACAACUACUUUUAAAAUUGUUUAUAAAAUUUCCACAGUUGUUAAAUUUACAAUUUAAACGUGACAAUUUGUUUUUGUUUUGAAAUAAUGUUAAAAAAAUUACCUGUUCAUUCCAAUUAAUUUUCCUCUUUCAAAUCUGUUUAUCUUUAUGGUGUCAGGUAUGUAACUGUAAGAUGUCCCUGCCCAAAUGGAAAGAAUGUAUAUCAAAGUAGCUAGUGUGGAAAAUACGAAGAAAUGUAUUCUAUAUCUUUUAUUCAGUGUUGCAUUUGCUGUGUGCAUUUACUGGAGCAUAUCCUGAACCAAAUACUGUAACUUUUGUGUAUACAUUGAAGGCCAAAUUAAUGACUUCAAGAUGAUUAAAUUUUAGAAAAAGGCUGAUGGCAGGGUAAGAUAAAACAGUCCUCAUAUGGUUGCGGCAGCUUGAAUUUAUACAUCUUUUUAUAGUAAAGUAACCUGAAGUGCUUCAUAGGAGCAUUGAGUACAACUCAAAUCAAUCUACAUAGGGAAACAUUAAGGACAGGUGACCUAAACCUUGGUCAAGGUUGAUUUUAAAGGGCAUUUUAAAGUGCAGUGGCUGAGAGAGGGAAUUCCAGAGCUACAAGUCUAACCACCUGAAGAUAUCAUUGCCAGUGGUGAAGCAAUUAAAAUUAGGCAUGCCCAAAUGGCCAGAAUUGGAGAAAUGCGGAGGUGUCAAGGCUGUCGGAUUGAAUCCAGUUUGAAGUUCUCCAGUCUCAGGCAGUUGUGGAUUUUAUGUUCAGUCUGUACAAUUUACAUGAAUACAGCACAAAAGAGUUGGUUUGAAAACAAAUGGUCUGAAUUCAUGAUUAACUGGAAUGUAAAAUAUCACUGUUGAGGUGCUAUAGAGGGUAAUUGUUGUUUAAAAAGGGAAGAAAACUAGGGAUAGUACGGAAGGCAAAAUUCCCACUCAAAUGUUAGGAGCGCUAUCUGUAUCAUCAUAGCAGUUGAUCAGUGGUUUUCACAGUCACUGAAUAGUUGCAGCACAGAAGGAGUGAUUUUGACCCAUUUGUGUCCGAGCUGGCUAAUAAAUUGAGCAUCACACUUGGUGCCAUUCUCCUGCUUUCUCCUGAUACCCUCUCAUAUGGUUCCUUUUCAAAAAAAAAAGUCUAAUCCCCCUUUGAAUGCCUUGAUUGAACCUGCCUUCAUCAUGCUUCGAGACAGUACAUCCCAGAUCCUAACGACUUGGUAUGUGUAAACAAUUUUCCUUGUUUUUUUUAAGCUAAUUAGUUUAAAUCUCUGCCCUCCCGCUCCCUAUCCUUUCACGAAUGGGAACAUUUUCUCUCUGUUUACUUUGUUUGGGUGCUUUAUGAUUUAAUACUCAGAUCUCUACUCGGGCUUCCUUUCGCCAAAGUAAGCAAUCCCACCUUCUCCAAUGUGUCGUCUUAACUGAAAUUCUUCAUCCCUGGAAUCAUUCUCGUAAACCACUUCUUCACUCCCUCAAAUGCGUUCAUAUUUUUCUUAAAGUGUAACAGAGAGAAAAGGAUGCAAACUCCAGUGAGGCUGAAUUAGUGCCUUAUACAAGUUCAACAUAGCCUGCUUGUUCUGAUUUCUACACCCUUAUUAGUGAAGCCGAAGAUACUGUUCGCUUACUUGACUGCUUUUCAACCUGUCCUGCCACUUUUAAUGGCAUGCAGCCAGAUCUGUCUAUUCCAGCAUCCAUUUUAGCAUUGUAGCCAUCAUUUUGUAUUGUGUUCUCCAUGUUCUUCACAUCAAAAUGGAAUUUGCUUUUGAAAUAACUCCACACAGGCUGGUAUCCUAUCAUUAAGUCAUCCAUUAUUUACACGUGGGUAGUCUUUUACACUGAUCCAGCUCCCUUAGAGCCAGCUCCGAGUGUCAGGGAUGUCUGUUUUUAUAUUUUAGCCAGGGUUCACUGGACUAGAUUUACACCCCCAAUCAGGGAACUGGUAUUCUAAGAGGACCACUUGGCUGACUUUGUUUCAAUCACAACAGUUUUAUCUACUUAACUAAUAUAAUUGCUCAUUUCAGUAAGGAAUCUGGUGGUUGAUGUAACAAAAAAGUCUAGCAGUAACAACUUAGGUUUCUGUAAUGGGGCAUUGAACUAAAAAUGAACCGUUUUGAUUAAAGCCCCUGGGGGUCAUGCUUCCUCACUGCAUUGCUUUCUGUUUCAGUGCACGUUGUUGGGACUUAAGAAGGUGCAAGAGAGAUACUGAUAAGAACUUGUGUUAAGCUUGAGGAAUUUGUCACAGUCACUAAAGCCAGAACCUUUCCAUUUCCCAAAACACAAGCCUUGCCUUAAUGAGCUGAAAAAAAUACAAUAUUAAUUCUGCAAUACAGACCAGCUUACGUACAGUAUUAAAUCUUAAAUUUAAACUCUUUGUAAGGGAUUUGUGCAUUUUUUUUCUGUAAAGGUCAAGGCAUGCAUUACCUUUAUAGACUUAACAUUAGGAGAUAGCAAGAACUACAGAUGCUGGAAUCAGAGUCAAUGCAGUGUGGAGCUGGAGGAACACAGCAGGUCAGGCAGCAUCAGAGUAGCAGGAGAUACGAUGUUUUGGGUCGGGACACUUCAUCAGGACUGGGGCGGUGGAAGGGAGCUGGAAAAUAGAUAGAGGGAGGAAGGGUGGGGCUGCAUACCUCCAGCUCCACAUUGUAUUGACUCUGACUCCAGCAUCUGCAGUUCUUGUUAUCUCUGAGUGACUUAACCCUAGUGCGAAACCUAUUCCAAAGAUGCCCAGUUGUCUUCCUCCUUCCGGAAAUACCUCUAUCCAAAAUAAUCUGUCACCUUCCCACCUAUCUUCCCACAGCCCCCAUCCCUCCUCUCUCUAUUUAUUUUCUAGACUCAACAUUAUGCAAUUGUAGCAUAAACCCUAGUGCAUUUAUCACCAGAAGGAAUUGUUGAAGAUUAGUGAUAUUACUUAAUUACAACAAGAUCAUUCAUACCGCAGGCUUUAGGUGUUGUCAGUUUACAUGAAGUGAUGUUUUUACAAAACUAUUUUCCCUGUUUUCUCGCUGACAGCUCUUAGUGUGAGGUGCCAUAGUCUGCUUCUGAUAAUUGUGUUUUUAGGAAUGCAUAAUCUGUUCUAAUUUGUAUCUGAAGCAACUGCUGUUGCUAUUUUAUGAAAAAUGUAUAGAAUUUGUUAAAUGUAAAUUUGCAUAGUGUUGUCCAUACCUGCCACUGUUUUCUGAAUAUUUUGAUGACACUAUGUUUUUAUAUAGAACCAGAAGAUGGCUGUACAUACAGCAUAAAUGUAUAUCCUGACUGGCUGUAAAAGUGAAAAGGUAAAGUUGUGUUAGUCUGCUGGACCAUAGGCUGCUCUCUUGACUGGCGGUUUAGCCUGAGCAACACCACACUUCAGGCGAGGGGUGAGGUUGAGAAGGAUCGUCCUUUGUGGUAACCUCAGCUGAUGUGGCAAUUGAACCCAUGCUGUUGAUGUCAUUCUAUAUUGCAAACCAGUCAUGCAGCCAGUCAAACUAACCAAUCCGCUACUGGGGGCCAUAGUGAGGUAGUGGUGGAAUUUUAGUUACUCUACAAAUAAAACGUUGGGAACUUUUGAAACUA
Molecule: messenger RNA, 14792 nt
Organism: Rhincodon typus (whale shark)
Lineage: Eukaryota; Metazoa; Chordata; Chondrichthyes; Orectolobiformes; Rhincodontidae
Gene: trip11
Product: thyroid hormone receptor interactor 11
Exons: 20
Coding region: 338-6049 (1903 amino acids)
Biological process (GO): Golgi organization; endoplasmic reticulum to Golgi vesicle-mediated transport
Cellular component (GO): Golgi apparatus
Molecular function (GO): small GTPase binding
Source: RefSeq, a predicted model, not a curated record